AUGGCAACCCGCGCGCUGCCCGGGCCGCUGUGGCGGGCGGGAGGUGAGGGUGUCGCGGCGCUGGCUACCGGCGGGGCUCCGAGCGCCGAGAGGCCCGGGCGGUCGGGGCCGCUUAAGGAUGAGACCUUGGGCGUGGCGUCCGUGCCCUCGCAGUGGAGGGGCGUCCAGGGCAUCCGCGGGGAGACGAAAAGCUGCCAGACGGCCAGCAUCGCCACCGCGGAGGCCUCUGCCCAGGCCCGGCAGCAUGUGGACGCCCAGGUGCAGACGGAGGCCCCCGAGCCGCCCAGCGUGCAGCCGCUGUCGAGCCGAGACGCCCCCCGGCUUGCAGCCUUUCUUCGCAGAGUGGAGGCCACGGUCAUCCGGGAGCUGAACAAGAACUGGCAGAGCCACGCCUUCGAUGGCUUCGAGGUGAACUGGACCGAGCAGCAGCAGACGGUGUCCUGUCUACACACCCUGGGCUACCCCCCCGCCCAAGGCCAGGGGCUGCACGUGACCAGCGUCUCCUGGAACAGCACCGGCUCCGUGCUGGCCUGUGCCUAUGGCCGGCUGGACGAUGGGGACUGGAGCACACUCAGGUCCUACGUGUGUACCUGGAACCUGGACCGGCGAGGCCUGCACCCGCAGCAGCCGUCGGCAGUGGUGGAGGUGCCCAGCGCCGUCAUGUGCCUGGCCUUCCACCCCACGCAGCCGGCCCACGUCGCAGGAGGCCUGUACAGUGGUGAGGUGCUGGUGUGGGACAUGAGCCGGCCCGAGGACCCGCUGCUGUGCCGCACAGGCCUCACCGACGACACCCACACGGACCCCGUGUACCAGGUGGUUUGGCUGCCCGAGCCCCGCCACGGCCACCGCUUCCAGGUGCUGAGCGUGGCCCCCGACGGCAAGGUGCUGCUCUGGCAGGCGGUUGGGGCCGGCCGUCUGCAGCUCGCCGAGGGCUUUGCCCUGGUCACGCAGCAGCUGCCACGCAGCACCAAGCUGAAGAAGCCCUCCCGGGGGGAGACGGAGGUGGGCGCCACGGCGGUGAGCUUCUCCAGCUUUGACCCCAGCCUCUUCGUCCUGGGCACGGAAGGCGGCUUCCCCCUCAAGUGUUCUCGGGGGGCCGAAGAGGCGGCCCUCACGCGCAUGCCCAGCUCGGUGCCCCUGCGCGCCCCGGCACAGUUCACCUUCUCACCCCACGGCGGCCCCGUCUACUCUGUGAGCUGCUCCCCCUUCCACAGGAACCUCUUCCUGAGCGCGGGCACCGAUGGCCACGUGCACUUGUACUCCAUGCUGCAGGCGCAGCCCCUCGCCUCGCUGCAGCUGUCGCACAAGUACCUGUUCGCUGUGCGCUGGUCCCCAGUGCGCCCCCUGGUCUUUGCAGCUGCUUCUGGGGAAGGGGAGGUGCUGCUGUUCGACCUCCACAGGAGCUCCCAGAAGCCCACAGUCUCCAUCAAGCAGACCCAGGACGGGAGCCCCGUCUACUGCCUGGAAUUCAACCACCAGCAGACGCAGCUCUUGGCUGCUGGUGACGCCAAGGGCACCGUGAAGGUGUGGCAGCUGAGCACAGAGUUCACCGUGCAGGGACCCCGGGAAACGGAGGACUUGGACCAGCUGGCUGCGGAAGUGGCCACCUGAGGGCGCCGGGGGCGGGGCAUGUGUUUCUGAGCUGAAUGAAGGAGCAAAGCUUU
Molecule: messenger RNA, 1664 nt
Organism: Lepus europaeus (European hare)
Lineage: Eukaryota; Metazoa; Chordata; Mammalia; Lagomorpha; Leporidae
Gene: DYNC2I2
Product: dynein 2 intermediate chain 2
Exons: 9
Coding region: 1-1611 (536 amino acids)
Biological process (GO): intraciliary transport
Cellular component (GO): ciliary plasm; cytoplasmic dynein complex
Molecular function (GO): dynein heavy chain binding; dynein light chain binding
Source: RefSeq, a predicted model, not a curated record